Anopheles marshallii is the source of this 1764-nucleotide messenger RNA. Its product is annotated as beta-alanine transporter. The record is from RefSeq and is a predicted model, not a curated record. Gene Ontology annotation, cellular component: membrane. Gene Ontology annotation, biological process: transmembrane transport. Lineage: Eukaryota; Metazoa; Arthropoda; Insecta; Diptera; Culicidae. Gene Ontology annotation, molecular function: transmembrane transporter activity. The transcript has 7 exons. The coding region runs from base 1 to 1764 and encodes 587 amino acids.
AUGGAGGCUGCCGAUGACAGCUACGACCAAAUCAUGGCCCAGGCCGGUAACGAUGGCAAGUUCCAGCGACGCUACAACCUGCUCUUCAACUUUGGUGCCAUCUGCUUCGCGUCCAUGUCGUACAUGAGCAUCAUCCUGGCGCUCAACAAACCGCCCCACAACUGCCACGUACCGGGCAUGGAACAGUACAACAUUACCGAUGCAAACCUAUGGAAGAAUCUAACCUUGCCCAGGGAAAUGGAUAAUCGCGGCCAACUUGGAUUCAGCAAAUGUCAGAUGUACAACAUUACCGAGCAGCAUCUGCAACGUCACUACUCGGAAUGGAGCUUCGAGAGCAGCGACAUCAUCGACUGCGCGUACGGAUACGACUACGAUCGUACCUAUUACGACCGGACGCCCAUCACCGAGUACGAUUGGAUCUGUGACAAGGGCUUCCGGGAGACGAACAUUUUCAUCUACAACCGUUUGGGUGAGCUUGUUGGGACGGUCGUCUUUGGACACCUCGGUGACACAUUAGGCCGCCGGCCCGUGUUCAACCUGAGCAUACUGAUCGUUACGGCCGGCCGAUUGGUAUCGAUGUUUACCGCCGCCUACUACGUCGUGUUUUGUAUCGCGGCCGUCGUUGGCAGCCUAACGGCACACUCCAUCUUUCAGUCGCCUUUGAUCAUCGCCAUGGAGAUAUCGAAAAGCGAAAGACGUGGCCACAUUUCGAUGAUGCAGUGCAUCGGCUGGACGACCGGUCUGUGCAUCCUGCCGAUGGUAUUCUGGGCUACAAAGGACUGGUUCUGGGCAUUGCUGAUUACAGUGAUGCCGAUCGUCGUGUUCGUAUUCAUCCCGAGUUACUCGAUUGAAUCUCCUCGCUGGUUAGCAACCCGUGGUAACUACCGAGAGGCCAUGGUACAGUUUCGGAAAAUUGCCACUAUCAACGGCAUCCGGGAGCUGGCAUUUGAUGAGACUGUGCUCGAAAAGCAGCUUUCCAAUCAUCGCACCGACACCGUCUACGGAAUUGCCUCACUGUUCAACGGGUGGCGAAUGGCAAAGAACACGAUUCUCGUCAUUCUGUGUUGGACGGUGUGCAGCGUGACAUACUUCACGCUGGUGCUGCUCAGCUCUCGCAUGGAUGGCAACCCGUUCCUGAACUUCAUGUACCAGGCACUGAUCGAGGUGCCGGCGGCUUACAUGGGACAGCGGUCGAGCGACCGCUACGGUCGACGGGCAACGAAUGCGCUCGCACUAUGUUCUGCCACCGCCGCCUGUACCGUGCUGGUGCUGAUUGUCCGCGACCCUGCAAGCGAAACGGCGGCCACCGUGCUAACCACGUUCGUGAAGUUUUGCAUCUCCAUUACCUUUUUCGCCGUCAAUCUGCAAUCGAUCGAAAUCUAUCCGACCUGUCUGCGGCAAACGGGCAUGUCCGUCGGCACGAUUGCGGCCACCAUUUUCGGCAUCGUCGGACCGUACGUGGUGCAUCUCGGCACCGAGUACGACGUGCGCUAUCCGUUUCUGGUGAUGGGGCUGUCGUCCGCCGUGGGAAUUCUGGCGGCAUUGUUCCUGCCCGAAACGUUGCAUCAAUCGCUGCCGAACACGAUCGAGGAGGCGCAGAAGUUUGGCAAGCAUCAACGCUUCUGGUCAUUGCCGAAGGCACCGAAGUCUCGGGAGGACGGAGCAAACAAACGGCACGAUGUGGACCCGAAGGCAGAGGAAUCCAUCCGUCUGGCAGUGCCUGAAGGGGAUGCGGAACAAGCAACGAGUGUUGGGGCUAAAUAA